GGCGGGAGUGGGGGGACUGUAGGGGGAGACCCGGGAGGGGAGGCCGCGCCCGCACCCGGUGCUCCUCGCCGGGGUCUCGGGCCCGCCCCUCCCUUGGGCCGGUGUGCGCCCCCUCGGGACGCCCAUGCAGCCCCUGCCUCGCCCGCCCCUCCCCAGGCUCCGGCUCGCACCCAGGUCCUCGGGCCGCGACCCCCGCCCGGGAACCCUAGCCCCUGGCCGCGGCCGCUUCCCGGGCCUCGCCCCGCGCCUCCCUCUGCAGCCCGCCCCGGCCGCACCCCCUAGCGUCCCCGCCCCCGGCCGCGCCCCCUCACGGGGGCCCCCUCGGCGGUCCGGGAGGCGGCGGGCGCGCCAUGGGCAGCGGCAGCAGCCGGAGCAGCCGGACUCUGAGGCGGCGGCGCAGCCCCGAGAGCCUCCCCGCGGGGCCCGGAGCGGCAGCCCUGGAGGGCGGGACCCGCCGGCGGGUGCCGGUGGCGGCGGCCGAGGACCCGGGGGCAGCCGCGGAGGAGGCGCCCGGCCGCGACCCCAGCCCCCUGGCGCCCCCCGACGGCAGGGACGAGACGCUGCGCCUGCUGGACGAGCUGCUGGCCGAGUCGGCGGCCUGGGGCCCCCCGGAGCCCGCCCCGCGCCGCCCAGCCCGGCCCCGACCCACCGCGGUCGCGGGGAGCGCGGUGUGCGCAGAGCAGAGCACAGAGGGCCACCCGGGGAGCGGCAGUGUCUCUGAAGCCCCAGGCAGCGGACGCAAGAAGCCCGAGAGGCCGGCAGCCAUCUCCUACGACCACUCGGAAGAGGGGCUGAUGACGAGCAUCGAGCGGGAGUACUGCCGCUGAGGACAGCAUGCUCCACCCCCGCCAGGCCUCGGAGGCUCUGCUUGCCCAGAGCUCUAGCAGGAGCUGAACCACCUCCAAAACGCAGUCGCUCUCGGAUAUUCAAAGCUGACCUUUCAAAUCCACUUUCAGACCGUGCUGACCUGGGCCAGCCACUGGCGGUCAUGGUUGCUGGUGAGGGCGAUUAGCUGUGUAGACCCACAGGUGCGUGGGCCUGGGCCGCCGGCGCCUCCUCCCCAACGCGGGGAGCCUGCCCAGUUCUUCUGGAGCCUGAAAUGCGUGCCCCUCUUGGUUGCCCGCUCUCCUCAGUGGGGAGGGCUCACGAGGACUAGGCGACACAAGCGAGCCCCUCCUGGCAUCCGCGCCACAACACUUCCGGAAGGUUCUGCUGUGGAAGGUGCACCCGCGCUGCUCCCUCAGUCUCGGGCCCAUCUCUCCAGGGGUGGCCGGGUCAGCUUAGUGCUUCUCAACUUUAACUCCCUAAUGAGCAGCCUGGGGGUGCUGUUGACUUGCAGGGCCUGAGGUUCUGUACGUCUAACCAGCUCCCAGCCCAGGCCCGAGCUCCGAAGCCCAAACUGCACUUUGAGGAGCGAGAAGCCCAGCUCUGAUCUGCCUUGCAGUGGGAGGUAGAGCUCGUCACUGCCUCUCUGGGCCUCAGUUUCCCUCUCUGGAAAAUCAGCUCUGGCAGCUCUUGGAGGCCCUCCCCAGCUCUGACAGUCUGGAACUGCUGCCACUGCUGUUCCCCUGCCCCAGGCACAGCACUGCCUUCCCUGCGGGGAGCCAGCGCCCAGGUCCAACCGGGAGAGGGUCUGCCUGAUACUGGCUUUCCAGUUCUCCCUCUCACAGGCAGCCUGGCCAGUGCCUGCGGGGCUUUUAAAUUCUCUUCCUGCCUGGGUGGAAGGUGGGAAACCACAGCAGUGAGGCAGGAAGAGCCUUGGAAUGUUCCUGGUUGACAGAUGGGAAAACUGACCUGUCCAGGACGCCCUGGGAACAGGGGGCGGAGCUCCGGCUAGAGGGGACUCCUGUGUGGGCGGGCAGGUCUGGAGCCUGGGCCCAGGUGUGGCCUGCUGGGGGACAGCUCCGGGGGAGAGCUGUGGGGAGAACAGCGGUCUAGGGAGGCAGGAGGCAGGCGGCAGGCUCCUCCCCAGCAGCCUGCAGGGCAUCAGGACAGAGGGGGAAGGAGGAGACAGAAGGGAAAGAAGGAGAUAGAGGGGGAAGGAGGAAACAGCGCGGCUUCUGCUGAAGCCAGUACAAGCCUGGUUAUCUGGCUUGACCCGCCCACACGGAGGCCUCCCCAGCGUUUUCUUUUUCCGGAGAAGAGCUCCAGCUCGCAUGUCCUUAGAACACCGCAGAGCAGGAGCAUCUCAGGAACCAACGGCCAGCUCCUUGGCGCUGUCCCCAGACCCACAGGCCUGCUGCGGCCAUCCGCAAACGGGCAUUUCCUUGAACUUUUGAGAGUGCCUUUGACCAGCUGUUCGCAGCUGGGAAACUCCAACUUUUGAAGUCGGAGCUUGGAGCGGCCCCCGCAAGGGCGUGGCUCAAAACCUCCCCAGAGCUGGGAGCCAUUGCUCAUGCAAGCCCGUUUCUUUUGAUGUAAAGAUGGAAGUCGUUACUAUAUUUUAAUAAUGCAAAAUACAUCUUUUAAAAUAAGUUAACAUUUUAUUUCUUAGCACCAGAUGGAUCAGGCUUUGAAUUUAAUCAUGUAAAUGUUUGUAAUUUUAUGUCAUUUUGUUAAAAUGGGACGCUUUCAAUUGGUUUCCAAGAAAGAUGAUACCUCUGUAUUUUCUGGUGGAAAAGGUGUGAUACCCUUAAUGAGAUCAAAGUGUUAGGGGAAAAAAAUUCCAAAAGUAGUUACAAGCUAUAUCAAUGUCAAAGUAAAUGUACUUCAUCAAAGCUAAGAAGUCACAGGAAUUGUUCUCAGGUUUUUAAAAAAAUUUUUCCUGAAUUCAGGAAGUGUCUUCUGAAUAGCAGCUAGCCAAAUAAAGAGGUGUGUGUGUACUGCAGCUGUAGGUGAACUUAAAAAUAAUAAUAAAAAGAACAAAUAAAGCAGUGUGUACCAGCCACUGAGCCGGCCCUGUCUCUGUCCUGUGAGACGGAGGGGCUGUGCCUGGAAGUAGAGGGGUGGGCGUCGCUGCAGCCCGGCCUGAGUCUGUCCCAGUGCCUCCUGUGUGCCUGGCACCUCCUCAGGCAUCUUCUUGGCUGCCCCAUGUUGCAGCUGAGCCUCAGCGUCCUGCUCAGAACUGCGUGUGGGAUUUGCUCACUGCCAGGAUAGGACUGUGGCUGGAAUGGAGGCAGAAAGAAACACACCUCAAAGGCAAAAAUGACACACGUUGUUGUCUGGAAAAAUCUUAAGUGACCACAAAUGUGUCUCCCGGUUUCUUUUUUUGUUUUCUUGAGACAGAGUCUCACUCUAUUGCCCAGGCUGGAGUGCAGUGGCGCGAUCUCGGCUCACUGCACCCUCCGCCUCCCAGGUUCAAGCAAUUCUCCUGCCUCAGCCUCCCGAGUAGCUGGGAUUACAGGCAUGUGCCACCACACCUGGCUAAUUUUUUUGUAUUUUUAGUAGAGACGGGGGUUUCACCAUAUUGGCCAGGCUGGCCUCGAACUCCUGACCUUGUGAUCCGCCCGCCUCUGCCUCCCAAAGUGCUGGGAAUACAGGCGUGAGACACCACACCCGGCCAUGUGUCUCUGGCUUCUGUAGUAUGAGAGUUCCUCGAAGAUGCUACAAAGCCGCAGGAACUGAGGAAACACUGUCCAGCCCUGGCUCUGAGAAAUGCUGGGUGUGUUUUCUUAGGGAAGGAGCAGAGUCCUGCUGUUGCCCUCCUCCUGACAUGUGUGUUCCCAAGUCUCUCUUCGCGGGCCCGUGGGCUCCUAGCCUCACCCAGGCAGGGACCUCCUCCCUCGGCUGCUGUUGGUUCAGGCUCCCUGCGCCUCCCUGAGACAGCCCUUUCUAAGACACUUUCCUCUGCUGUUCCAAAGACCUAGGGCCCCUUGUCCCCACUCACACACGUUGCCUGGACACCUGCUGCUGACAUUGAUUGGUGGAUCCGUGAGAGCAUUCUCUGUUCCCAGGAGUGGGGCACGCUCGUGCACGUGUGAGCACAUGGGAGAGCGUAAAGCUGUCGAAGAAGCGUAGCCAAGUGCCUCACGGAAGAGAGAAUCCGUGGCUUUUUUUUUUUCCUUUUUCCUUUCUGGCAAUAACAAGGCAGGAGAAAAGUCUUGUCAGUUGCCACGAGAGGGAUAAUCACACUUGCGGCUCUAAUACUUCCCUCUAGAAGGAGGCUCCGUAAUCAGACCUUUUGUGCGGUGAGGGUCUGGACCCCCUGGGGACAAAUCAGACUUUCUGAGGUGGGCAGGGGCUGUGUUUUCUGAGGAUAUAUGGCAGCCUUUAGUUUUAAGAGUUGGGAAGGAAAAGAAGGAAGAGUGAAGCCUGUGGCUCCAUGAUGUACUUUGCAAUCCUGGGCCGGGGGUGGAAGGAAAUAAUGGAAGAGACUUCCAAGCACUUCUUCCAGAGUAGCUGGAAAACCACUUUCAAUUCUACCUCUUUGCAGCCACCCCCUGGCACAGGAAGGGCACGAGCACUGACGGCCACAGGGUCACCCGGCACACUACUGGGUCUGUCUGGACCACACCCACUGCCAGAGUGGCCACUUCACAUGUUGGCUUUUUGAGACAGGGUCUUGCUCUGUUGCCCAGGCUAGGGUGCAGUGGUGUGAUCAUAGCUCACAGCCACCUCGAAUUCCUGGGCUCAAGGAAUCCUCCUGCCUCAACUCCCCAAAGUGCUGGGAUUACAGGUAUGAGCCACCAUACCCAGCUCGCUUCACACAUUUUUUUCAGAAAGAACCCUCCAAAGAACCCAAAGAAACAGAAUAAAACUCCAGAAAACAAGAGGAGAGUUUAGUUUGGGCCAAUACACAAUGAAUUUUAUAGACUCUUCCAAAAAGUCUCUAGGUAUACUUAGGCCACCAGGCACAGUUAAAUGACACAGGACACACAUCCAAUUUAAAAUCAAGUUUUAUAUGAUUCAAAGAGAAAAGUUACAUUACACAUACUCAUUUAAAUAAUGUCAAAGUCUGUUACAUAAAACGUAAUUAUGAAACAUUUUAAGUCUUUUCAUUCAAACUACUUAAAAGGCUCAAAGUCACAAAAGAUCAAGCAAAACUGCCCAGGCAAUAAAGUGCACGAGGGGAGCCCCUCUCCAGCGGCCGUCAGCACCCAGAGCCGCCAGCUGAGGGCUCCAUGCCAAAUCCAUACACAAGGUUUGUGGUUCUCAGAAGAGUUUUCAGACGGGAACUGUUUCCAACUUAAAAUCUUUCAACAGACAAAUGGAGGCGGAAGGGGGAUGGUUUACACAAAGUAUUUCCAAAUGUAAUCAGGAAAUGGAAGUGUAAAUUAAAACCAUUUUCAACAUGUAUCUCUUCUUUAGAAGUAUCACUGCUUGGAGAAUGCUGUGACAAUCAACCAAAUACUCAAAAGACCUUAUCCACCAGCAUACUGGCAGGACUCACACUACUUUGCAUGUCACAAUUAAGAAAAAUAUCCACAUUGGAUGCCAUUUAUAGUGUGUACAGUCAAAAAUGUGUAUGCUGAUUUUGAUGAGCAGGAGAAAGGACUGGGUGGUGAGGAAACACCAACUGUGCACAACAUGAGACAACUGUGCUGUCUCAUGACGACACGACACGACACUCA
Gorilla gorilla gorilla (western lowland gorilla) is the source of this 5510-nucleotide messenger RNA. It is a transcript of the gene CYS1, whose product is annotated as cystin 1. Bases 351 to 827 code for a protein of 158 amino acids. The record is from RefSeq and is a predicted model, not a curated record. The transcript is spliced from 3 exons. Lineage: Eukaryota; Metazoa; Chordata; Mammalia; Primates; Hominidae.